Messenger RNA from Capra hircus (goat), 5730 nucleotides. RefSeq names its product round spermatid basic protein 1 like (gene RSBN1L). The coding region runs from base 47 to 2569 and encodes 840 amino acids. The record is from RefSeq and is a predicted model, not a curated record. Gene Ontology annotation, cellular component: nucleus. The transcript is spliced from 8 exons. NCBI's taxonomy places the organism in Eukaryota, Metazoa, Chordata, Mammalia, Artiodactyla, Bovidae.
CCCCGCGCCCGGGAGCCGAGGAGAGUAAAUACAACAGGAGCGCAAAAUGGCGGAACCGCCGAGCUUAAUGCAAGGCGCCCCCGCCGCCGUCUCGGAGAAAGAAUCGUUCGGCAAAGUGCAAGCCCCAUCCCGGGACCCGCCGGGUCCUCUGUCCGCCAAGAAGAUCCGGACUGAGGAGAAGAAGGCGCCGCGUAGACUGAACGGAGAAGGAGCCAGCAGCGGUAACAGCAAGCAGCUGCAGUCUCCCGCCGCACCUUCGCCUCAGAGCUAUGGCAGCCCUGGGUCUUGGAGCUUUGCCGCUCUGUCCGCUGCCCCCUCCCCGUCGUCUGCUCGGAGCAGUUUCUCCUUCUCUGCGGGCACGGCCGUCCCCUCCUCUGUCUCUGCUUCCUCCUCUCAGCCGGUGCCGCGCAAACUGCUGGUGCCUCCUACGCUGCUACACGCUCAGCCUCACCAUCUCCUGCUGCCCGCCGCCGCCGCCUCGGCCGGCGCCAAGCCGCGCAGACCCAAGGAGAAGCGAGAGAAGGAAAGACGGAGGCACGGUCUCGGCGGGGCUGGCGACGCUGGCGGGGCCUCCCGCGAGGAGAACGGGGAGAUGAAGCCGCUGCCGCGAGAUAAAAUCAAAGACAAAAUUAAAGAGAGAGAUAAAGAAAAGGAGAGAGAGAAAAAGAAGCAUAAAGUAAUGAAUGAGAUCAAGAAAGAAAAUGGAGAAGUAAAGAUUUUGCUGAAAAGUGGGAAGGAGAAACCAAAAACAAGUGUAGAAGACUUACAAAUUAAGAAGGUAAAGAAGAAAAAGAAAAAGAAACACAAAGAGAAUGAAAAACGGAAGCGUCCAAAAAUGUAUAGCAAAUCUAUUCAAACUAUCUGCUCAGGAUUGCUGUCUGAUGUUGAAGAUCAAGAAGCCAGAGGUAUCCUAAAUGAUAACAUAAAGGAAUACAGUGGAAAGAGUUUGGAUACCAAGAGUUAUGAUUCCAAAAUUCCAGAAAACAGUGAGUUUCCAUUUGUCUCAUUAAAGGAGCCACGGGUUCAGAACAACCUCAGAAGGCUGGACACUUUGCAGUUCAAACAGCUCAUUCAUAUUGAGCACCAGCCUAACGGAGGUGCAUCAGUUAUCCAUGCCUACAGCAAUGAACUCUCCCAUCUGUCUCCUGUGGAGAUGGAGAGAUUUGCAGAAGAGUUUGUGGAUCUGGUGUUCAGUGAAAAUGAGAACUCUGCAGCUUUCUAUGUAAUGGGUAUUGUUCAUGGGGCAGCUACUUAUUUACCUGAUUUUUUAGACUACUUUUCAUUUAAUUUUCCCAAUUCACCAGUGAAAAUGGAGAUAUUGGGAAAGAAGGAUAUAGAGACAACGACUAUGUCCAAUUUUCAUGCUCAGGUGAAAAGAACAUAUUCUCACGGUACUUACAGAGCUGGCCCAAUGAGACAAAUCAGCUUGGUGGGAGCAGUUGAUGAAGAAGUGGGAGAUUACUUCCCUGAGUUCCUUGACAUGUUGGAAGAUUCACCAUUUUUAAAAUGUACACUGCCCUGGGGGACACUAUCUAGUUUAAAAUUAGAGAGUCGGAAAGAUAGUGAUGAUGGUCCCAUCAUGUGGGUGCGCCCGGGAGAACAGAUGAUCCCUGUGGCUGACAUGCCAAAGUCACCUUUCAAAAGGAAAAGAACUACCAAUGAAAUAAAAAACCUGCAGUACCUACCUCGAACUAGUGAGCCCCGUGAAAUGCUCUUUGAAGAUAGAACAAGAGCUCAUGCAGAUCAUAUAGGACAAGGUUUUGAACGACAGACUACAGCUGCUGUUGGAGUGUUGAAGGCUGUGCACUGCGGAGAGUGGCCUGAUCAACCCCGAAUAACCAAAGAUGUAAUUUGUUUUCAUGCUGAAGAUUUCUUAGAAGUAGUUCAACGAAUGCAGUUAGAUUUACAUGAACCUCCACUGUCCCAGUGUGUCCAAUGGGUUGAUGAUGCAAAACUUAAUCAACUGAGGAGGGAAGGCAUUCGCUAUGCCAGGAUUCAGCUGUAUGAUAAUGACAUUUAUUUUAUUCCAAGGAAUGUUGUUCAUCAGUUCAAGACAGUUUCAGCCGUAUGCAGUUUAGCAUGGCAUGUUCGGCUCAAGUUGUAUCAUUCAGAGGAGGACACUGCUGAGAAUACAGUUACUCAUGAAACAGGCACAUCACCAGAUUCCACAUCAUCAGUUCUUGGACCUCACACUGACAGCACAAUUUGUGCUGUAAGCAAAACCUCCUUGGAUUCUAUUUUUUCAGACAAACUUCAUUCUAAAUAUGAAUUACAGCAGAUUAAACAUGAACCUGUUCCAUCUGUAAGAAUCAAGGAAGAACCUGUGAAUGUUUAUAUUCCUGAAAAGACUGGAGCACCGAAUAAUAUGGAUAGCAAGAAUGUUAAAGCAAAAUUGGAUCAUGUUCAAUUUACAGAAUUUAAGGUUGAAGUAGACUCUAAAUUUGAAAAUAGCAACAAAGAUUUAAAGGAAGAAUUGUGUCCUGGAAGUCUCAUAAGUCUAGUUGAUACAAGGCAACAUAGUUCAACACAUUCAAAUCAAGAGAGAAAAGAUGAUGACAUUUUGUGUUAAAUUUGUACAUACCAUUAAAAAUUUUUUUUUCUUAAACUUAAUAGUGUAAUAAAGAUUGGAAAGCAAGCCAAGGACUUGCUCCCAAGUCGGUUACAAAAUCUAGUGUAAGUAGCUUUGUAACAUUCCUCAGUGCCUGUCCAUAACUGUGAAGCAGCAAAGCACUUAGGGCCAGAUGCACUGUAAACACUGCAGGUUUAAACAAAAGCAGUCUUUAAAAAAAUCAUUUGAGUUGGAGUUGUAGGUUUUAGAAUAGAGCUGACAUUACCAUAUAUAUAUAUAUAUAUAUAUUUUGUAAUAUGAGCCAGAAUUCUUUUUUGACAAGGCUUUUCCAUAGAGUUUAUUUAUACCAAUUUUUUUUUCAUUUUAAAUGUGUCAGCACUGUAGUGUAAAUAGCUUUUAAAAAAUCUUUUUAGUGUGAUUUAUACUGAAAUGUGAGACACUUAAUAAAGGUUCAUAACAAUAAAUGUUUUCUGUUGGGUCUGCCAAAAAAAAAAAAACCUAUUCAUUUACAUCAUUUAUUUCAUCUGUUAUGUUUCUGCUGGUAUAUCAAGUGCUAAUGGAAUGCAAGUGUAUGUAUUCAAAUCUAGUUAAUAUUUAAGUUUCCCACACUGUGCAAGCAUUUUUAAAACCAAGAUUCAGUUAUGAAAGUAUAUUUAUGUGUGUGUGUGUAUGUAUGGGAAUAUAUAUAUGUUAUCAUAUUUUGCAUAACUUCUUAAAUUGCUGAAUGAGUAUGUGAAACUUCCUAUACUCCCUGGAAUAUAUUUUAAAAUAUUUCAAUGUCAAGAAAGCAGUUUAGGUAAUAGAACCAUGUUAUAAGUUGGGAGAAAAAAGGUAUUUUAGUGGUAUCUAACCUUCUAACUAAUGAAGUUAUGUGGUCAGAUUAUAUAGCCCUAUUAACGUGAAUUUUCUUUGUAGUGUGUGGAAUAAGAAGUUGAGAAAAUUUUCUAAUUAAUCAGCACCUAUACUGUAUCUAAUAGUAGCUGGGAAAAAAAUGUUCAGUUACAGAAAGUUUAAUUGCGUGCAGUUAAAAUAUUUUAUUACAUAUUUCUUGAGGAACAGGAGAAAAAGAUGGCAAAUAUAGCAUAUUAAAAUAAGAGCAGUGACUUAACUGCCAUAUACAGAAGUAUAAUUAACAAAAUUUGUUACCUGAUCUUUCUAAGCAUCCCUCUCCCUACCUUACUAAAGUAAACAACUUAGAUUUUUUUUUCUUUGUAUAGAAGCUCUGGAAAGUAAAACUGGCAUAGGAAACAAGAUUGCCAGUGCCUCGCCAAAGAUGAUUAAAACAAAUCUCUUCAGUGAUGGACUUUAGCACUGUUUCAAAUUGCUUUCAUUGUAAUAAAAGCCAAGCAAAUGUCUGUUGUUUGCUUUGAUGUCAAGAACUCUGCAUUUGCAAUUUAUUUUCUUCUAUUUGAAUUUGAUAUUUUUCUGGGCUCAUGCUUGGGUGGAUUCCUUUCAGCUGGAGUUCUUUGUGCUGCUGCCUUUUGAGCUUGUGUAGCUAUUCCCAUUCAGUGGCUUCUACUCUGGCCCAUAAACCUGCUUAUCUCUAUGAUUAGGGAGAAGCCACUUAAAGGCAUUUCACUAGAAAUAAUAAACUGUAGCAAUGGUGCCAUUUCUGACCUCCAAUUUAAAAGGGCAGGCAAAUAUUAUACAGAAAUAUCAAUGGUUUGUAAGAAAUCAAUCUAUUUGCAGCAUAUGAAUUUUCAUGGAGUAAGGAAAGUAUAAAUAAAUGUAAAUAGGGUUUUUGUUUUAUAACUUUCUUGUUUCUCACUACCUUUGUCUUUAAUUUUAAGCUAAAUUUAUGUAUUUACACCUACUUUGGGGAGAGACAGAAGUUUCUAAUAAACCAGUAUUGAAAAUUGAGAGAGAAUGUGAUUAAAAUGUUUAGGUUUUUCAAGUAAAGGGUGGCAUAUUUAACAAGGUUUGCUUUAGCUCCAGUUUUCCAGUGUCACACACAGAGAUGCAUGAGACCAUAAAAUGUCUUUAGGAUAUCCCUCCAAAAUGUAUGAGCCUUAAACUCUUAAAGACAUAUCUAAAACAGCCAGAGUGGUUACUUUUUAAGUGUAGUUUCCUAUUUAACCUAUUGUCAAACUUCUCCAUAUUUUGAAAAUUUAAUUGUUUUGUCAAAUGCAUACAUCCCCGUAGAGGUGAAACCGGUCAGUGAACCCAGAUUUUCAAGAUUCAGCCUUGUUAUGCUGAGUCAUGCUUAUCUUCCUGUCUUACAGAUUAUAAUUUUAAAAUUCUCUCCAGACGCAAACUGAGAGCUUAUUGGCUCCAUUUGCUACAUACAAAUAAUUCUUAUUUCAAACUUUAAUAUUGGUAUUAAAGUUUUCCUAGCUAGUCCACUCCAGUUCUUUAUCGGAACAAAACUUUUCUGCUAUUAUUUCCAAUUUCUUGGACCAGAACAAUAAAGCACAUAAGAUAGUUUCUAUAUGAACUUACACUAUAUGGAAUAAAUGUUAUUACGUAAAUUAUUAAAUUGCUAUACAGACCUUUACAAAAAAAAAGCAAAACUAAGGUACCUCAGUGGUGUCUGCUACAGAGAUUUUUUUUUUCUUUUUAAUUAUUUUUGGUCAUAUCCUUUUUGGUAAGUAAUAUAUAUUCCAUACUCAGGUUAGCUAUUAAAAGAAUUAAGCAUUUGUGAUACUUGGUUGAAAACUUUUACUAAAGCCAUAUUUAUUAUCUUCUUUGUCGCUACAGCUAUUGACCUUAAAGGUUAAGUUAAUCUAGCACAGCACUGUGUGUGUGUGUGGUUGUGUGUGCGCGCGUGCGUGCCUGUGUUAUAAAGUUAUUGGAAAUAGUUUUGUUUCCACAUAUAUUCAUUUUUGUAUCCAUUCUGUAACUGUGGGAAGGGGUGGUCAUGAAGGUAGGAAAUAUUUUAUUUCUUGGGUUAAGUAUUCAAGGUUAUUUCAUUGGUGUUCCUGAAUGUAAACAGGUUUUUCCUGAAUAUUUAUGGCAGGUAAGAUCAUCUUUGUAAAUAAUAGAUUAGCACUCUUCCGGUAUAUUUGGAUUAUUUUUGGGGGUAACUUCAUUGUCAUGUAAAGCAAAUAUCAGUUUAUUCUGCAUUUAGCAAAGGUGCAGGAUUUAUUUUUGAAGUUGGAGAGGAAUCUUCCUUGUCUUCCACCUUUCAAUAAAUCCAAAAUUGAUAAUUGUAAUAUUUUAAA